Messenger RNA from Rhizophagus irregularis DAOM 181602=DAOM 197198, 966 nucleotides. NCBI's taxonomy places the organism in Eukaryota, Fungi, Glomeromycota, Glomeromycetes, Glomerales, Glomeraceae. The record is from RefSeq and is a predicted model, not a curated record.
AAAAAAAAUUUAUUGACAUAUUAACAUAUUUUUUUCUCAUUGAUUGAAAAAAAAAAUGUCGUCUAAUUCUAAUUCUGUUAAUGUGAUUGAAGAAUGGACCUCUAGACCAGAUGGUGUUGAAAUCUAUACAAAAAAAUGGAUGUCUGUCAUUGACCCUCCGAUCGCAACUGUUGUAUUUUUACAUGGUUUCGGUGACCACGUUAAUCGUUUCAAUCAUGUAUUUGAGAGAUUCGCUUUAAAAGGUGUUGAAGUUCUCGGCUUUGAUCAACGUGGAUUUGGUAAAACUGCCGUUCGUAAUAAGAAUCCUGGUCAUACUGGUGGUUGGAAGAUUGUUACUGGAGAUAUUACAGGAUUUCUUCUUGCUAAUAGGCGUCAAAAUAUUCCUCAAUUUUUAUUUGGUCAUAGUAUGGGUGGUGGUCUUGCUGCUAAUUAUGCUUCUGAUGGCCCGGAAAAAGAUAAUCUAGCUGGUAUCGUUUUAUCUUCUCCUUUAAUUGCAUUGGCUCCUCAAGCAAGAGUACCGAAAUCUGCUGUAACUUUAGCAAAUGCUUUAUCAAAAGUUAUACCUAAUUUGACUGUUCCCGUGAUGUCCUUGGAUAAAAAAUAUAUUUCUAGAAAUCCAAAAGAAAUUGAAAGAUAUCAAAACGAUGAAUUAAUUCAUCGUAUUGGUUCUUUACGUGGUCUUGCAGAUAUUAACUACGGUAUUAGAUCAGUUUUAAGGGAAAAAUAUAAAAAUAUUACAUUACCUACCUAUAUUUGCUUUGGUACUAGUGAUGGAAUUAAUGAUAUUAAUGCUGCAAAAGAAUUCUUUGAUAAAAUUCCUUCUCAAGAAAAAACUUGGCGAGAAUGGUCUGGUUUUUAUCAUGAAAGUAUGUAAAAAAAAAAGUUCAUAAAAUGUUGGUUAACAUAAGUAACUGCUUUUCUAAACUAAAUUUCUAUUUUGUAGUGCAUCAUGAAGACGAAAGAUAU